CUCCACGGGGGAAGCGUGGGCUCUGCGGUGCCCGGCACCACGCCGCGACGGGGUUCGGCGGCGUGCGGGCGCUUGCUGGGGGAGGCUCAGGAGCCUCAGGUCGGGCAGCGCGGCACACGGAGGGGCUUGGGGAGCCUGUCCCCUCUGCCAGGCACGGGCCGGGGGUGGCCGUGCCGGGCAGCAGACGGUGGUGCCACCGCGGCGAGGCUGGGCCGUGAGUCCUGCCGAGACGCUGCUGGGAGCAGUGGAAGUGCCAGGCAGCCCCGCCGUGUCUGGGUCUGGGGACGGCGGAGCAGAGGGGAAGGAUUUCUCUGUUUCCAUCUCGGCAGAGCUGUGAAUUUUCCUCUAUAAAUAGUUGCUGUGGAGACUGUGGAGCUGCAGCAGGCUGACAGACCCGCUGCCAGGGAAGCUGGGGCGGGCAGGGAGAGGCCAGCAGUAAAGUGAAUCCACCGCAGCUGUCCUAGGUCUCCUGCUAUCCCGAAGCCAAGGUUGUUCCAGAAGCAGUGCUGUGAUCUGAUACCCUGCCCCGCUCCUCGCCACGUCCAUCCAGCGAUGCAGAAGAUUUUGGUCUGCUCAAGGACACCCCUCCCGGGCAGCGCAGACUAAAAGGAGAGCAGGACCAGCUGGUAUCUCACUUUGGGGAGCUCCAGAAUGAGCCAGAUGACAAACGGAGCAGCGUGCCCUGCCUGCAAGCUGCUGCACGGAGUAAAAUACUGAAGAUCGCACCGCCUGUGUCCCACAACCCGGUUCCCUACUGCCUCUGUCCCCUCGUGCCAGGAUCUGCUGCGCUGCUGGGCCAUGGAAGAGCGGGUGCAGUGGGAGAUGCUGGCAGCCCAGCGCACAGGAGGCCACCACCCCGUGCGGGAAGGAGAGGUGUUCAACACGCGAUACCAGGCUCUGUGCAAGCUGGGCUGCGGCGCCUUUGCCACCGUCUGGCUGUGCCAGGACAUGAGGAGGAAGAAACACGUAGCUGUGAAGGUCCUGAAAAGCAGGGAAGGCUUUGCUGAGGCUGCCCAGGACGAGGUCGCUCUCCUCCGCUGUGUAAGCAGUAUGAAGAAGAAGGACCGGGCAGGAGAAAACAUUGUCUGUUUGUUAGACGACUUCAGAAUGAUUGGAGAGAACGGCUUCCAUGCCUGCUUGGUAUUUGAGGCGCUGGGUCCUUCCCUGCGAUGUCUGAUGGGUAACUAUGCAGCCCAGGGACUGCCUUUGCCUUUUGUGAAAAAAUCUUUACAGCAGGUGCUGGCAGGGCUGCACUUUCUGCACAAGCGCUGCCGCAUCAUCCACGCGGACAUCAAACCGGAGAACAUCUUGCUGUACGGACGUGACAAAAGCCUCCAAAGGCUUCUGCCUGAUAUGCUCGACUGCGGCCAGAGAACAGAUUUGGGGCUAAAAGGACCAGGAGGUGAUCUUGGCAAUGGAUUGGAGGAAUCUGAUUUAAUGAGCAUAGAAGUGAAAAUUGCAGAUCUGGGCAGCGCGUGCUGGACAUACAAGCCUUUUUCCAAGGAGAUACAGACUCAGCCAUACCGUGCCCUGGAAGUGCUUCUUGGAUUAGACUAUGGCACUCCUGCAGAUAUCUGGAGCACGGGCUGCCUGGCAUUUGAAAUGGCAACUGGGGAGUGUCUAUUUGAUCCUCAACCUGGGAAAUAUUUCUCCAGAGAUGAUGAUCACGUUGCUCGUAUUAUUGAGCUCCUGGGAAGAAUUCCUCCUCAAAUUGCUUUCUCCUGGAACAAGUCAACAAAAUUUUUCAGCAGGCCAGGUGCGCUUCUGCGGGUCUCCAGACUGUCCCCCCGCAGUCUCCACAGCAUCCUGGCGGAGAGACACCACUGGACGAAACACGACGUUACUCCCUUCACCAGCUUCCUCCUCCCCGCGCUGCAGUACGCGCCCGACCGCCGCGCCACAGCCGCCCAGUGCCUGCAGCACGCCUGGCUCAGCGCCCCGUGACCGGCCCCUCGCCCUGCGGGGGGACCGCCGACCCUGCCCGGCAGCUCCCGCCAGGCACCCCCGCCACCUGCGCCGGAGCCGCCCCUCCUCCUCCUCCUCCUGCCCCCGCCACCGCCCCGGAGCUCUGCGGGCCCCGCCGAGACGCUCCGGCCCCGCCGCAGCGGCCAGGACCGCCCUCCCGGGGCGGGGGUGGCGGUGGGCGCUGCGCACAAGAUGGCGGCGGGGCCGGGACGCCCCUCAGGCGGCGGCGGCGGCUCGUCGGCCUCCCGCGGCGCGGCUGGCCCGCCACCCCCGGUACGCGGCACAGCCUCUUCCGAGCGACCCCGGGAGCGGGGCGGUGGCUGCCGCCGCCCCCUCCGCGCAGCCUCCAGCUUUAUGCGGCAGCUCCUCCCGCCUUCGGGCUCCGUUCGCCUUCCUUAAACGUCCCUUUAGCUCGCGUAGUCCGCACGCAGCGCUAAUUGGAAGCAGUAAUUAACGUCCGAUGCUCUCCACGUCUGUCGGGCUGUUUAAGCGGCGGGGCAAGGGCAGGGAGACCCUUUCCGUGCCCGCCCGUCCGCUCGCCGGCAGCGGGCGGGACGGCCGGCCCGCGGCGCAGCCCGCCUUCCCCCGCCAGGCCAGCACGGCCGACGGCUCCGUAGGCGCGCUCCCCCUCCUCCCAACGGAGACGCGGUACGCGGGCACCAGCACGGGCGCCUGCCCAGCGCCGCAGGGUCCCUCCCGCCCCGCUCAGCGGCGCUCGGCCCCCCGCGCCCCUCCCUCCCUCCCUGCCGCGGAGAGGCCGCUCCUCCGCCUCACGCAGCCGGCCCCGCGGUCGGCGCCCCAGGCCCUUUGUUCGGGGCUCCGGGAGCGGAGAACGAGCCAGCCGUAGGCUCCGGCGGUGGGCUGGCACCUCUCCCCGCUGGCCCCGGGCCCUCAGCGGGGUUGGAAGGCGGCAGUCCCGGCGCGUCCUGCCCCUCUCGCCUCAGGAGGGCCCGCCGGGCGCGGUGGCGGGAAGGGGGGGAAGCGGGGAGGAGGGCAGCCGCCGGAGCAGAGCAGCUCUGCGGCGCGGCACCCGCGCCCCGCGAGGCCUGAGGGGGAGCCACCGGUGGCGAGCCGCGCUCCCUCGGCGGCAGGGGGGGUGUCCGGGGCGGCGGGCUGCCCUGCCGGGACCCCGGCCCAGCGGCCGCCCCCUCCCCCCCGCGGCGCGGACGUGCCGAGCGGCAGGCCCCGCGCCCGCGCCGCCGCGCAUGCGCCCUGCGCCCCCUUCCACCCCCCCCUCCCUCCGGCCCGCGCAUGCGCGGCGCAGCGGCGGCUGCCGCCCAGGAAUCCCGGCCGCCCGCGCCGCCCCUUCUUUCUGCCACGUGUCCCGACGCGGGAGUUACCCCGCGGAGAGCGGCGCCUCGGCAGGGGCGGCGACGGGCCCCGCCGGCCCCGCCCCUCGGCACGUAGCGCGGUUCGGCCGGCAGGCACUGUCGCAGCCCGCCCGGCUGCACCGCGUCGCUGCUGGCGGCCGCCUCU
This is a messenger RNA of Aquila chrysaetos chrysaetos, 3441 nucleotides long. RefSeq names its product SRSF protein kinase 3-like. Gene Ontology annotation, biological process: protein phosphorylation; regulation of mRNA processing; spliceosomal complex assembly. The record is from RefSeq and is a predicted model, not a curated record. Gene Ontology annotation, molecular function: protein kinase activity; ATP binding. The coding region runs from base 799 to 1944 and encodes 381 amino acids. Lineage: Eukaryota; Metazoa; Chordata; Aves; Accipitriformes; Accipitridae. The transcript is spliced from 12 exons.